AGCUCCCUGCGGCCGCUGCCGCCUGUAACCUGCGCCGCCAGGAUGUGGCUGGGGGCUGACGUCGGGUCCAGAUGUGGCCCCAGCCCCGCCCACCCCCGAGGCCGGGCCGCCCACACCGAGCUGCGGCGCGCACAGCGGCUGUCCCGACUGCCACAAUGCGCGGCGAAGCUGUGCCCGCGACUUGACGCGGUCGUCCCUAACGUCGCCACUCGACAUCCUUAGGACAGGCCGCUCCUGACGCCGCGCCGGGACCCUACUCGCCCACGCCCCCCAUGCGCUCACUCUCCGGUGCCGGGCCGGGCGGACGCGGAGCCGCGCGGGUGACGGCAGAGGCGGCUGCGCGCCCAGCCUAGCCCAGCCCAGCCGGAGGAGAGGGCGCGCCGCGCCCCCGCCCCCCGCCCGCUCUCCGGAGGCCGUGGGUGCGGAUGCGCCGCUGACGACUCGUAGCGACUAGCACUGCCGCCCGCCCGCCGGCCGGAGCCCGCAGCAUGGCAGCCGCCGCCUAUGUGGACCACUUCGCCGCCGAGUGCCUCGUGUCCAUGUCCAGUCGUGCAGUCGUGCAUGGACCGCGAGAGGGACCGGAGCCCCGGCCCGAGGGCGCGGCCAGCGCCGCCGCCACCCCCACACUGCCCCGCGUUGAGGAGCGCCGCGACGGCAAGGACAGCGCCUCGCUCUUCGUGGUGGCGCGGAUCCUAGCGGACCUCAACCAACAAGCGCCAGCGCCCGCCCCAGCGGAGCGCAGAGAGGGCGCCGCUGCCCGGAAGGCGAGGACCCCCUGCCGGCUACCGCCCGCGCCGCCGCCUGUUUCCGAACCCGCCUCGCCCGGUGAAGGCGCGGCAGCCGCGCCCCCUAGCCCAGCGUGGAGCGAGACCGAGGCGGGACUGGAGCCUGAGCGGGAGCCGGGACCCGCGGGGAGCGGCGAGUCCGGCCUCAGACAAAGGGGCCGGCGGGGCCGAAGUCGCGCCGACCUCGAGUCCCCGCAGAGAAAGCACAAGUGCCACUACGCGGGCUGUGAGAAAGUUUAUGGGAAAUCUUCGCACCUCAAGGCGCACCUGAGAACUCACACAGGUGAGAGACCUUUUGCCUGCAGCUGGCAGGAUUGCAACAAGAAGUUUGCUCGCUCUGAUGAGCUGGCCCGGCACUACCGCACACACACUGGUGAGAAGAAGUUCAGCUGCCCUAUCUGCGAGAAGCGCUUCAUGCGCAGUGAUCAUCUGACGAAGCAUGCACGCCGCCAUGCCAACUUCCACCCCGGCAUGCUGCAGCGGCGUGGCGGGGGCUCGCGGACCGGCUCACUCAGCGACUACAGCCGCUCUGACGCCAGCAGCCCCACCAUUAGCCCAGCCAGUUCACCCUGAGCCCUGCCGGACCCACAGCAGCACAGCCCCGCCAGUCCCUCCGCCAGCCCCGCGCCCAGCCAAGGACCCCUACCCUGACAACAGCCAUGAGCAACCGCUCUCACCUCCUCUUGUCAGUCCAUGCCCCUUCCUUUUGAUAAGAAAGCAGAGUGAGAACUUCAUGAAAAGUCCACGAAAAAACACUUUUCUUCACCUCAGGUGUCAAAGUCAAUUUGUAAAAAAAAAUCAAGAACGAAAACAGAAAAAAAAAACAAAAAAAUUUUUUUUUCAAAAAACAUCAUCCACAAAUUGCACAAUGGAGAUACCCACAAA
Messenger RNA from Sciurus carolinensis (gray squirrel), 1670 nucleotides. RefSeq names its product KLF transcription factor 13 (gene Klf13). Gene Ontology annotation, molecular function: DNA-binding transcription factor activity, RNA polymerase II-specific; RNA polymerase II cis-regulatory region sequence-specific DNA binding. The record is from RefSeq and is a predicted model, not a curated record. Bases 489 to 1358 code for a protein of 289 amino acids. NCBI's taxonomy places the organism in Eukaryota, Metazoa, Chordata, Mammalia, Rodentia, Sciuridae. The transcript has 2 exons. Gene Ontology annotation, biological process: regulation of transcription by RNA polymerase II.